Messenger RNA from Botrytis porri, 1479 nucleotides. RefSeq lists its product as uncharacterized. The record is from RefSeq and is a predicted model, not a curated record. Bases 1 to 1479 code for a protein of 492 amino acids. NCBI's taxonomy places the organism in Eukaryota, Fungi, Ascomycota, Leotiomycetes, Helotiales, Sclerotiniaceae. The transcript has a single exon.
AUGGCAGAAAAUCAUGAAACCACUUCACCAUGCCAUGGUAAAUCUAUUGAUAAAUCCCUGAGUCUAGUAACAGGUCUCGCGCCGCCCUCUCAACAAUCUUAUCCCCCUCAGCAUUCCCAGAAUCCUCAAAAUCCCAACUCUGCAUAUCCGAUCUCAGCUCCCCCUUUAGCACACUAUAACCAGAUCAAUCCACUAUCCGCUCUCCCUCUAACUCAAAAUUAUCCCCUUGCAAUUAAUCAACCACAACCAUGUCAAACCCAACUCUUCAACCCUGAACAUCAUUACCUUCUCCUAUCACUCUCUCGAGAAAACUUCAAAGCACUUUCUCUACGACAGAAAAUUGCAGCAGCAGAAACUAGCCUCGCUUCUAUACAAAUAGCUGCGGAGUUGGAGGGCGCAGGGACGGGUAUCACAUCUCCUCUCUCCUCCAUCUCUACACCCACGACACCGCACUCGCAGGCACCCACUCGUCGUAAACUAAAGAAACAAAUCUCGUGGCUGAAAUGUCGGAUUAAGGAGUGUACGAGACAGGAGAAGAUCUUGGUGGAGAGGUUCCAGCAGAUCGGGGAGGAGGAGGAGAGGAGAUGGAGAUGGAGAUGGAUGCAGAUUGAACGGCAGAGAAGGAUUAAUGAGGAGAUGAUGGAGUGGCAGAGGGGGUAUUGGAAUUGCUUUGUUCGUCAGGGUGGGUAUGGAUAUAAUUGGGGUGGAUAUGGAUAUGGAUAUGGAUAUGGUCAUGGUCAUGGGGGUAUGUUGAAUGCGAGCACUCCUGCGUUUCAGCCCAGUGGUAGUGUUAGUGUUGGUGGUGCUUGUCCUGGAGAUUCAAAGACGAUUGUAGGAGGAAGAAAAUAUUCAAAUGAGUUUUGGAAUACGGACGCGCCUGUUUUUUCCCCGGUUAAUUUCUUUAAACCUUCUUCUUCUUCUAUUUCUGUUUCUGCUCCUACGUCUACCGCUCCUUCUGGUAUAUCGCAGAAAAUACAAAAUGAAGAGAAAGAGAGACUUAGUAGGGGAUGGGAUGAAUGCGAAUUGUCACCUUUAGGUGAGGAAAGAAGAAAAUCUUCUCUGAAAUGGAGUGUGGAGAUUAGAGAUGGGGAUAAGGAGGGGAAUGAGAAGGAAAUAGGAGAUGAAGGAGAGAGUUCUGGAGAGGGAGAGGGAGAGGGGGAAGGAGAAGCGGGAGAUUCUUCAACCGAAACGGCGAUUACGACGCCCACUCCGCAACAGAGUGCGAGGAUGUCGCCGAUGGGUGGAGCGAAGAGUUGUAGUGAUGUUAUGCUGGGGGUUUUUGAUGGGGAGAUGGGUGACGAGGAGAAGAGAGGGGUGGAUGGGAAGGAGGGGGUGAAGAGGGUGAAGAAAUGGAAAAGUUUGCCGGGGGUGCAGAGGGGAGUGUGGGAGGGGGCUUGUGGGGGGAAGGGGGAGGGGGAAGGGAAGUUGUGUGGGAAAGAAGGUUUGAAGGGGAGGAAUGAGAUUGAUCAGGUUUGGUAG